This is a messenger RNA of Frieseomelitta varia, 2285 nucleotides long. Its product is annotated as very-long-chain 3-oxoacyl-CoA reductase-like. The record is from RefSeq and is a predicted model, not a curated record. Lineage: Eukaryota; Metazoa; Arthropoda; Insecta; Hymenoptera; Apidae. Gene Ontology annotation, molecular function: oxidoreductase activity. Gene Ontology annotation, cellular component: endoplasmic reticulum. The transcript has 4 exons. The coding region runs from base 420 to 1376 and encodes 318 amino acids.
UUCCCCUCUUUUCACCAUCACUCCCCCUCCCCCCCUUUCACUUCACCUUUCUCCACCGUUUUCCGCUUUCUCUUGGCUACUCUCUUCCGUACUCUUCCGCGAUUUGGUCUGCUCUGUUCAGUGUCCCCGAGUUCGUUCGUCCUCGUAUCGCUCUCAAAGCCCAUUAACGUACAACUACGUCCUUUUUAUUCUUUUUUUGCUCGUUUUCAUUAACACCAAUCGAUAUUAAUUCGAGUUUUCGUUAUCAUUCCUCUGUGACGAAUUCUACACGUGUGUGACUACAGUAGGGUCUUCCUCUCUCUCUCCAACCGCGGGAAAGUAUUUCUUUUUUCCUUAUUUUUUUUUUUUUUGAUGAGCUCAAUCGCUUCACAGUCACGACAGCGUUUCUAUCGCAUUGAAGAGAAACACGUCGAAUCAAGAUGACGUUGACGUAUUUGGAGAAAACGUUAUUGACUAUAUUGGCAGUGAUUGGUCUACGAAUUUUAUUUCAACUGAGUGUUCUCGUGUGGAGGAAAUUAAUCGCACCCAAUCUCGGUUUGGCUAUCGAUCUGACAAAGCAAGGUAAAUGGGCAGUGGUCACUGGUUCCACCAGUGGCAUUGGCAAAGAGUUCGCGAAACAGUUGGCGAAACAGGGCUUGAACAUUGUGCUGGUUUCGCAAUCUCAAACGAAGCUCGAGGAGACCGCAGAUGAGAUCAAACAGAAAUAUAAUGUUGAGGUUCGUAUCGUGCAGGCGAACUUGACCGAGGGACAAGCGGUUUAUUCGAGAAUUGCCAAAGCCGCCGAAGAACUUGAGAUCGCUGUGGUGAUCAACAAUGCCGGGGCCAGUUACGAACAUCCAGAUUUAUUUAACAGCAUCCCGGAGGAGAGUUUGACGAAAAUUCUGCAGCUGAAUGUUAUGGCGGUGACGGGGGUUGCAAGAGCUCUUCUCCCUCAAAUGUUCCAGCGUAAAAAGGGUGUUUUGAUAAAUAUCAGUUCGAUAUUAGCAGUCAUACCAGCGCCUUAUUUAACUGGGUACGCUGCCAGCAAAGCCUAUGUCAUCAAACUUAGCCAUGACUUGGCCGCAGAAGCAGAACCGCACGGUGUUACCGUCCAAUGCAUUAUUCCUGGCUUAGUCGCGACGAAGAUGUCAAAGAUCAAGAAACCAACUUGGAUGGCACCAUCGCCGGAAACAUUCGUAAAAUCUACGUUGAAAACGAUCGGCAUCGAAACGUGUACAACUGGCUAUUUGCCUCAUUUCUUAUUAACUGCCAUUGUACAUAGCUUGCAAUACGUCUGCGAGAGAGGUGCGCUCUGGUUAAUUUCAAAAACCUUGUGUAAUAUAAGAAAUCGUGCUCUGAAGAAAAGCAGAAGAGAAGAAAACGGUACGUCAAAAUAAGAGGUAUCGAUCCGAUCUUCAUCUUUCUCUCACUUUCCACUUUCCUUCUCUCUCCGCUCCUUUCCCAAUUCAUGUCCUUUUCCUCCUUGUACAACUACAGAUCUCUCUUUUCGUUUUCUAAUUUUUGCCUUUCUUUUAGUCGCCACGUAAGAAACAUUAACUGGUUAAUCGUAAAUCUUUUCUCAUUUAAUGAUACGGGGCACAACUGAUGAAAAAAUAUGCACAAUAAUGAAAAUAUCGGAUAUUUCUUCUUGAACGUACAUACAGUAUGAAAUUGAACAUCAUAAAAUUCAAUUAUUCCACUAAAUUUUUUUCUUUUUAUGUAUAUAUAUAAUUUUUUAUAUAUAUAUAUAUAUAUAUGUCUGCUAUUUAUAACUCGUUAUAUAAGUGAAUAAAAAAUGUGACAGUUUUCCUUUUCCUUUUUACUUUUUUCUUUUUUUUUUUUGUCGAACUAUGUUCUUUUAUAUAUGUACAUGUCAAACAAUAUGUAUUUGCCUUAUAAAUUUAUAAUUUAAUUUCGAUAACAAUAAUAAUGAAGGAGAGAACAUCUGUCCUUUUAAUCAUAAGAGAUCUCUUCCAAAGUUGAGUACCUAUUUGUUGUAAUAGUCUUUUACAACAUAAUGAUAAUUUAUUAUGAUUACAGUUGUUGUUAGAAGAAAUUAAUUUAUUAUAAUUAGUAAUAAAUUGAUAAUCUAUUGAACUAAUUGAAAAAACAGACUGUGAUUUGUACUUAUAAAUACAUAUAGUACAUUAAGCGUUCUAAUAUAUUAUAUUAUAACUAUAAUGUUAAGAAUUCAAACUUCUCGAUUUAUUCGUUGGGCAACUCAGAAAUAAUAGUUCGUCUAUUAAAUCAUUCGAACAUUUUAUAUAUUUCUUAUGUCAUUGAAAAUAAAGGAAAUUAUAUUAGAA